GGAUGGAAAUGGAUGGGGUAUAUACUGACAACAACAAAGGAGGAUCCGAAUAAAACGGACCCUGUGUUGUAGUUUUGAGAUUGUUAGCUCUUUGUUGCUGUCCCUCUGCAAUUUUUUUUUUUUUCUUUUGAAAGCUUCUGUGUUAUUCUUUUCGCAUUCAGAGAAAAACAGAAACAGAGAGAGAAUAACACACAGAGACAGAGACAGAGGAAUCCUUGUUCCUUUCUGGGAACGACGAUUCCUCCUUUAUGCUUCUUCUUCUCCUCGCUUCUUCAACCUCACCUCUCAGGCGAUCUUCAUAGGUUCGUCUAGUUGUGGGGGGUUUCACAGUUGGUUUGGAAUGAGAAGAAAAUUUUCCCCUCUGUAAAUUUUCAAUUUGUUGAAGGUUAUUUCUUCUCAGAGAGAAUAUAUAGGCACGGUGCCUAAAUUUCUUUUCUGAGUUGGCACCAAUAUAUUUUAUUACAACAAUCCGAAAUGAUGUUAUCUAAGCUAUUGAAAAAGCUGGGAGCUUCCAUGGGGAUCUGUUCAUCCACAUCAAACAGGAAGACCAGAACUCAUAAAAGAAGGACCAGAUUUGGGAGACGUAGGACACACGCAACUGCUGCAUUGCCUGCCCUCCCUGCACUUCCUGAUGUGCCUUUGAAAGGAGACUACCCUCAUGGUGACUUUGUUCACUUUGAUUUCGAUAAGGGUCGCAUUUCCAAUGUCUCAAACAGAAAGUUUCAUCUUACCCAGCUCCAAUACCACAGCCACAGUCAACUCGAUCCAAACGGAACGUGCCAAGAUGAAGCAUGGUUUGAUUCUUCUAGCAUGAUAGAAUCUGAUUCAGAUGAUGACUAUAUCAGUGUCCACGGAGGGAGCAUCACAAAUACUCAGUUACUUCAGUAUGAAAGUUCAUCAUGCUUUGUGGAUUCAGAGGGCAAAUAUGAGGAAUAUUACGAGAGCUACCUUAAUAUUAACGACACGAAUCAUGUUCAGUCGAAUUCUCAAUCUUCUCAAAUUAAGCAGUCGACGGUUAUCAUGGUUUCCAUGAAGAGGACAUCUGUUGAUGGAAAUGAGAAGACUGAACUAUGUGCAUCUGAGAAGUUUCUAUAUCGUCCCAGAUCAGGGCUUCAAAUUCCAUGUUCAAAUGAGGAUAAGCCAUUGCCUGGUUCUUGGUCUGCUCUUUCACCUUCAGUCUUUAGUGUCCGCGGCAAAAACUAUUUCAGAGAUAAGCAGAAGUCCCCUGCUCCAGAUUUCAGCCCUUACAUACCCAUAGGUGCUGAUUUAUUUGUCUGCCCAAAGAAAAUAAAUCACAUUGCUCAGCACAUUGAACUCCCUUCAAUCAAAGCACACGACGAAGUACCUUCUCUCCUUAUUAUAAACAUACAGUUGCCUACGUACAGUGCAAGCAUGUUCGGUGAUAACGAUGGGGAGGGCAUGAGUCUUGUGUUAUAUUUUAAAGUGUCUGAGAAUUUUGACCAAGAGAUCUCUUCUCACUUUCAGGAAAGCAUCAAGAAAUUGGUAGCUGAUGAGAUGGAAAAGGUGAAAGGAUUCGCAUCAGAAAGCACGGUUCCAUUUAGAGAAAGACUAAAGAUUUUGGCUGGUGUGGUCAACCCAGAAGAUCUUCAUCUUAGUUCUGCAGAGCAGAGGCUUAUAAAUGCUUAUAACGGCAAACCAGUGCUUUCGCGUCCUCAGCACAAUUUCUUUAUGGGCCCUAACUACUUUGAGAUCGACCUGGAUAUUCAUCGAUUUAGCUACAUAUCUAGGAAAGGGCUUGAUGCACUUCGAGACCGUACAAAGAAUGGAAUACUUGAUCUGGGCUUAACCAUCCAGGCACAAAAGCCAGAAGAAUUGCCAGAGCAAGUAUUGUGCUGUGUACGUUUAAAUAAGAUCGAUUUUGUUAACCGUGGUCAAAUCCCUACUCUUGUAACUCUACAAGAGAACUAACUAAUUCAGGUGGUUUAAAUGGGUAAGAGCGAGCUUCUUUCCCUGCUAUUUUCAAAUGGAGAAGAAAACAAUGAGGAAGGAUGACUUGUAAAGAAUUAAGCCUAUUUGGUUCCAAAACCAUACCUUUUCUAUCUGGAGAGGGGGG
Molecule: messenger RNA, 2074 nt
Organism: Neltuma alba
Lineage: Eukaryota; Viridiplantae; Streptophyta; Magnoliopsida; Fabales; Fabaceae
Exons: 11
Coding region: 475-1929 (484 amino acids)
Source: RefSeq, a predicted model, not a curated record